ACACAAUAAUGAAGAAGAAGAAAAUCGAAGCGGUUUUGAGUGCUUCAUGAAAUAAAAUCUCUGAAAAUUAAAUCAACGACGACGGUGACAAAUUAAAACAAAACUUUUUGCCUGAAGGACCUAUUUUACUGACCAACUCUACAAUGUACAAUGAUGAAGACAAUUUCGAAGAGGAAGAUGCGGAAGAUAUUUCUCACGAAUUGUGGCAAGAAGCUUGUUGGAUUGUUAUAAACGCAUAUUUCGAUGAAAAAGGUCUUGUGCGUCAGCAGUUGGACAGUUUCGAUGAAUUCAUACAGAUGUCCGUCCAGCGUAUUGUUGAAGAUUCUCCGGCCAUUGAUUUACAGGCAGAGGCUCAACAUACGUCGGGAGAAAUUGAAACGCCGCCUCGGUUCCUGCUGAAAUUCGAUCAAAUCUACUUAUCAAAACCGACACAUUGGGAAAAAGAUGGUUCACCCAGUCCAAUGAUGCCGAAUGAAGCCCGUCUGCGUAACCUUACAUAUUCAGCACCACUCUAUGUGGAUAUCACCAAAACGAAAAUUGUGGAAGGACAAGAACCAGUGGAAACCCAGCAUCAAAAGACGUUCAUAGGCAAAAUUCCGAUCAUGUUGAGAUCGACCUACUGUCUGCUGAGCCAGUUGACCGAUCGUGAUUUGACUGAAUUGAACGAAUGUCCCCUGGAUCCGGGCGGUUAUUUCAUUAUCAACGGAUCGGAGAAGGUGCUGAUCGCCCAGGAGAAAAUGGCUACGAACACAGUGUAUGUGUUCAGUAUGAAAGACGGUAAAUACGCGUACAAGUCCGAAAUUCGAUCGUGUUUGGAACAUAGUUCUCGGCCCACAUCCACAUUAUGGGUGAAUAUGAUGGCUCGUGGUGGACAAAGUUUGAAAAAGUCAGCCAUCGGUCAACGAAUCAUCGCUAUAUUGCCGUACAUUAAACAGGAAAUUCCCAUCAUGAUUGUAUUCCGUGCGCUCGGUUUCGUUGCCGAUCGUGACAUCCUCGAGCAUAUUAUUUACGAUUUCGACGAUCCGGAAAUGAUGGAAAUGGUCAAACCGUCACUGGACGAAGCCUUUGUGGUACAGGAACAAAAUGUUGCGCUGAAUUUCAUUGGUGCCAGAGGUGCCCGUCCCGGUGUCACCAAAGACAAACGUAUCAAAUAUGCCAAAGAAAUUCUGCAAAAGGAAAUGUUGCCUCAUGUUGGCGUUUCCGAUUUCUGUGAAACGAAGAAGGCCUACUUCUUGGGCUAUAUGGUGCACCGACUGCUGUUAGCGGCUCUCGGUCGACGUGAACUUGACGAUCGUGAUCACUACGGCAAUAAGCGAUUGGAUUUAGCUGGACCAUUGCUGGCGUUCUUGUUCCGUGGAUUGUUUAAGAAUCUGAUGAAGGAGGUCCGGAUGUAUGCCCAAAAGUUCAUCGACCGUGGAAAGGAUUUCAAUUUGGAACUGGCAAUCAAAACGAAAAUCAUUACCGACGGACUGCGAUAUUCGUUGGCUACGGGUAAUUGGGGCGAUCAAAAGAAAGCUCAUCAAGCGAGAGCCGGUGUGUCGCAGGUAUUGAAUAGAUUGACGUUCGCAUCAACAUUAUCGCAUUUACGACGUGUAAAUUCACCGAUUGGUCGCGAUGGUAAACUGGCCAAACCACGUCAAUUACACAACACAUUGUGGGGCAUGAUAUGUCCAGCCGAAACGCCAGAAGGAGCAGCCGUAGGUCUGGUGAAAAAUCUCGCACUGAUGGCGUACAUUUCCGUCGGGUCUCAACCGUCUCCAAUUCUGGAGUUCUUGGAAGAAUGGUCCAUGGAAAAUUUGGAAGAAAUUGCUCCAUCUGCCAUUGCUGAUGCAACGAAAAUCUUCGUAAAUGGUUGCUGGGUGGGCAUACAUCGAGAUCCCGAACAAUUGAUGGCCACAUUACGGAAAUUGAGACGUCAGAUGGACAUCAUCGUUUCGGAAGUGUCCAUGAUUCGGGACAUUCGAGACAGAGAAAUUCGGAUAUACACCGAUGCUGGACGCAUUUGUCGGCCGUUGUUGAUUGUGGAAAAUAGCAAUUUGCUGCUGAAGAAAACUCACAUCGAAAUGUUAAAGGAGCGUGACUACAACAAUUACGGUUGGCAGGUAUUAGUGGCGUCCGGUGUUGUGGAGUACAUUGAUACAUUGGAGGAAGAAACUGUCAUGAUUGCAAUGUCCCCGUAUGAUUUGAAACAGGACAAAGAGUAUGCCUACUGUACCACCUAUACGCACUGUGAAAUCCAUCCGGCUAUGAUCCUGGGCGUUUGUGCGUCCAUCAUUCCAUUUCCCGAUCACAAUCAAAGUCCGCGUAACACCUACCAAAGUGCUAUGGGUAAACAAGCCAUGGGUGUUUACAUUACCAAUUUCCACGUUCGGAUGGACACACUAGCCCACGUUUUGUAUUAUCCGAUGAAACCGUUGGUGACAACCAGAUCCAUGGAAUAUCUUCGAUUCAGAGAGUUGCCUGCUGGUAUCAAUUCAAUCGUUGCUAUUCUUUGCUACACGGGAUACAAUCAGGAAGACAGUGUCAUCUUAAACGCGUCGGCUGUUGAGCGAGGUUUCUUCCGGUCGGUGUUCUACCGAUCGUACAAAGAUGCAGAGAAUAAACGAAUCGGUGACCAGGAGGAGCAAUUCGAAAAACCGAAUCGACAGACGUGCCAGGGAAUGCGAAACGCGUUGUAUGACAAAUUGGACGAUGAUGGAAUCAUUGCGCCCGGCAUUCGUGUGUCCGGCGACGAUGUGGUCAUUGGAAAAACAAUCACACUGCCGGAGAACGACGAUGAGCUCGAUGGAACGACCAAACGAUUUUCGAAACGAGAUGCAUCGACAUUCCUGCGUAAUUCCGAAACUGGUAUCGUCGAUCAGGUCAUGUUGACGCUAAACAGUGAAGGCUACAAAUUUUGUAAGAUUCGAGUUCGUUCGGUGCGUAUACCACAAAUUGGCGAUAAGUUUGCGUCACGGCACGGACAGAAGGGUACUUGCGGUAUUCAGUAUCGUCACGAGGACAUGCCGUUCACGUGUGAGGGCUUAACGCCGGAUAUUAUCAUCAAUCCUCAUGCUAUUCCGUCUCGGAUGACAAUUGGCCAUUUAAUUGAAUGCUUGCAAGGUAAACUCGGUUCAAAUAAGGGCGAAAUUGGUGAUGCCACACCAUUCAACGAUGCCGUAAACGUGCAAAAAAUCUCAACAUUCUUGCAAGAGUACGGCUACCAUUUGCGUGGCAAUGAAGUGAUGUACAACGGACACACCGGUCGCAAAAUCAACGCUCAAGUGUUCUUGGGUCCGACAUACUAUCAACGUUUGAAACACAUGGUCGACGACAAAAUUCAUUCGCGUGCCCGUGGACCGGUACAAAUUCUGGUCCGACAGCCUAUGGAGGGCAGAGCUCGUGACGGCGGUCUACGUUUCGGUGAAAUGGAACGUGAUUGUCAAAUUUCCCACGGAGCCGCUCAAUUUCUGCGCGAACGUUUGUUCGAAGUUUCCGAUCCGUAUCGCGUGCACAUCUGCAACUUUUGCGGUUUGAUUGCCAUCGCCAAUUUGCGGAACAACACGUUCGAGUGCAAAGGAUGCAAGAAUAAGACGCAGAUUUCCCAAGUAAGACUUCCGUAUGCUGCCAAACUGUUGUUCCAAGAGCUGAUGUCAAUGAACAUUGCACCGCGGCUUAUGGUUGUGUGAACCAGCUGAUUAAUUGAAAUUUGUUCGGUUUAUGUUGCUUAUUUGAAUUAUUUUUGGAAAAUAGAAGUGAAGACAAUUAA
This is a messenger RNA of Bradysia coprophila, 3748 nucleotides long. RefSeq names its product RNA polymerase II subunit RpII140 (gene Polr2B). Gene Ontology annotation, biological process: DNA-templated transcription. The record is from RefSeq and is a predicted model, not a curated record. Gene Ontology annotation, molecular function: DNA binding; ribonucleoside binding; DNA-directed RNA polymerase activity. Lineage: Eukaryota; Metazoa; Arthropoda; Insecta; Diptera; Sciaridae.